UUAUUUUUACUGUUCCAUACCCAGUUAGUAUUUCAAUUAGUAGCUGAGAACGGUGUCCAAUUAAAAGUUGGAUUUCCCAACUCAUCCGGGAGUGGGUCGAUCCGGGUCUGGAUCUAGGAGUCACAGAUGCCUCGUUAGGUUAAUCAUCCAAUUUUACUUGAAUAAUCUCGCUACAUUUGGUGAAUGUCGUUAUAUUUUUACCUUUCAAUAACUUCUACCAGUCAUACUAACCCAAUUUAGAUCUCUAUUAACGAUGAAAAUCAUCAUCAUCGGGGCGGGACUGAGCGGCCUCAGCACCGCCAUCGCGCUCCGCAAAUUUAUCCCCGCCAGUCAACCCCUUGAAGUCAAAAUCUAUGACAUUAUUAACCCGGCUACCGGCCAAGCUACAGAGCAAACCACGCCUCAGGUCAGUACUAGUCGGCCAGGCGCCGGGUUGGGGCUCCAAGCCAACGGACUUCGUGUUCUGGAAGAGCUCGACCCGGCGCUGAAGCGGAGAGUUUAUGCGGCUGGAUUCCCGUGUACGCGCUUCACAUGGAAGACGGCUAGUGAUUGGCUGUUGGGCCAUGAAUAUGCCGAGGUCUUGCCUAUCUCACGUCCUCUCCUCAUCAACUGCCUCUACGAAACUCUACCUUCCGGUUUAGUGAUUCAGAAAAAAGUAGCUAGGGUGAUCGCGCGCCAAGGAAGAAAACCUGUGGUCCAAUUCGAAGACGGGUCGCCGGACGAGACGGCGGACCUUGUCGUCGGUGCAGAUGGGAUCCGUAGCACCGUUCGUCACGACUUGUUCGGCAACGAUGAGAAAUACCGUCCUCAAUACGUUGGUAUCUGUGCAGUCGGAGGUGUACUCGAUGUUCCACUACCAAAACACCUUCUUGAUAACCCCAGCAUGCUCUUCUUCAUGGGCUCAACGGGGGUAUUUGGCUAUUCCGGACUUACCCAGUCGGACAAAACCAAGCUCCUCUACUGGUCCGUUUACGAGACGGACCUACCAGGUAGAGGCCUCAAGCUAGACCACGACCUGAUGCUCCAGCAGCUCCGUGAGCGCCACGGGAAUUGGACAGACCCCCUUAUCGGCCAGUGCUUAGAAAAAGCAUGUCUCGAUAAUGUCUACCCCAUCUUUGUCAUGCCAGAUCUACCCUACUGGGGUCGUGACGGGUGCGUCCUCGUCGGCGAUGCAGCUCACGCUUUGCCGCCGAGAAGUGGCCAAGGCGCAAGCCAGGCUUUUGAGGACGGUGAGGCGCUGGCGCUCCUUUUAGCUGGUUACCUCGAGAAGGGGCAUGAUCUAAACGAUGCCAUAUCUCACUCGAUUCUCGGACUGUUCGAGGUCCGCGCCUCGAGAGUUAACGGCAUCAAAGCGGAUGCUCUACGAUGGAAAGACCCGAAAAUGCCGAUGUCAUGGUUGAAGACUAUUGGCCUUUAUAUUUCUCUGUUUAUAUUGGUCAGGGUGAGGAAAGUCUUGAACAUUUUCACUCGCAGGGACUUAUGGGACGUGCGAGACGCAGUGAGUAAGUAUUUGGCGUAGUAAGACUCGGGCUGUUUAGAUAUAUCGUAUGUACGUGUUCAAGGAUAAUAUUUGCGAUAGAGAGAGGUGACAGGCUGUACAAUAGCACUGAUAGCGUGGGGCUACCUAGACUCCCCUCAUAUCGACGAAAUGUAUUAAUUACAUCGGAUGGUUUCGCGUUUUCCGAAACGGAGCCACGUGGAUAAAUUAAGAAGGAAUCAAGGAUACGCGAAAACGAAGCUUGAAAAAGUUGGCUGUGCAACGCCAAAACUGGAGGAAUAAGCUAGAGGUUGGCUUGGUUCAAGGUGGCUUAGUUGUUAGCGAACAAUUAAGUGACGUCAUAUAGAUACUUCCUAUUCGUACGUAGGUACAUUUAAUCUUACGUGCACUCAUGCAUACAAUACGAAC
This is a messenger RNA of Daldinia vernicosa, 1906 nucleotides long. RefSeq lists its product as uncharacterized. The coding region runs from base 254 to 1519 and encodes 421 amino acids. The transcript is spliced from 2 exons. Lineage: Eukaryota; Fungi; Ascomycota; Sordariomycetes; Xylariales; Hypoxylaceae. Gene Ontology annotation, molecular function: FAD binding; monooxygenase activity. The record is from RefSeq and is a predicted model, not a curated record.